AUGGCGGAAAAGCUGCAAUCAAUCGCCGAGGACGGCAGCCACCAUGUCAACCCUGAAAAUCGGCAGCCUCCGCAACCUGCCGAGCACGGCACCAGGUUUAGAGAUUCCGACCACCUGAGGCGCGCCCUGUCUGCGCGGCAGGUCCAGAUGAUUGCGAUAGGAGGCACCAUUGGCACGGGCUUGUUUCUGGGCACGGGCAAGUCCCUGGCAACGGGCGGUCCUGCAUCGUUGCUGUUGGCUUACGCCAUCACGGGCGCCAUCAUCUUCCUCACCAUGCUGUCCUUGGGCGAAAUGGUCGCCUUUAUCCCGGUUGCCGGAAGCUUCUGCUCCUUUUCAGGGCGGUUCGUUGACGAUGCUUUCGGCUUUGCCCUGACCUGGAAUUACUGGUUCAACGACGCAAUCUCUACCGCGGCCGACCUGGUAGCCCUCCAACUAGUGCUGCAGUACUGGUCGGAAAGCUUUCCCGGCUGGGCGAUGAGCUUGGUGCUCUGGGCUGCCCUGAUCGCCGUCAACGUCGCCACCGUCAAGGCCUAUGGUGAGCUGGAGUACUGGCUGAGUCUUCUGAAAGUAAUCACCAUCAUCGUUUUCAUCGUCAUCGGCCUGGUUGUCAACUGCGGCGGUAACCGAAGCGGUCAUUACAUUGGCUUGGAAAACUGGCAUCUCCCUGGUGCUCCCUUUGUGGGAGGGCUUGGCGGCUUUGCGUCGGUUUUUGUCACAGCUUCGUUUUCCUAUGGCGGCACAGAAUCCAUUGCUAUUACCGCCGGAGAGACCAAGAACCCUACCAAGACCAUGCCUCGCGUCGUAAAGAAUGUGUUUUGGCGAAUCCUCUUGUUCUACGUCCUCUCGGUUCUUUUCAUCGGCCUCAACGUGCCCUAUACGUAUCCCAACCUGAGCACCAAGAAGAGCAGCACGUCGCCCUUUACGAUUGUGUUUGAAAUGGCGGGCGCCAGCGCUGCCGGGAGCGUGAUGAACGCAGUGAUUCUGACGAGCGUCGUGUCCGGCGGCAACCACUCCUUGUUUGCGGCGGUCCGGUUGCUGUACACCUUGUCCAUGGAGGGACACGCACCCAAGCCGUUUGGCAAGCUGAACAGAAAUCAGGUGCCGUGGGUAGCUGUGCUCGGAACAGGGUUCAUCUCGGGACUCUUUUUCGGAUCCAGCUUUAUCGGGGCCGGGCAGCUCUGGUCAUGGUUACAAAAUCUGGUGGGUGUUUCAAACCAGCUCGCCUGGACCGCCAUCGGCAUCGCGUCUAUCCGCUUCAGGGCCGGUCUCGAGCGCCAAGGCAAAACGCACCUGCUCCCCUUCAAGAACUGGGCAUACCCUUACGGACCGUGGGCAACCGUCGUGCUCAACUGCUUCCUCGUUCUGGUACAGGGCUGGAGCUGCUUCAGCCCUAGGUUUGACGCCGUCAGCUUCCUGAGCUUCUACAUUGAGCUGCCCAUCAUGCUUGCCAUGUACCUGGGGUGGAAAUUCAUCAAGGGGACCAAGAUUGUCGGGCUGGAGGAAAUGGACCUGGUGACGGACGUCUAUACGGCUGAGGAGACGGAGCCGGAAAAGAAGCGGUGGCAAUCGCGAGCGGAGAGAGUGCUCGGUUGGUUGUUCUGA
Molecule: messenger RNA, 1602 nt
Organism: Ustilaginoidea virens
Lineage: Eukaryota; Fungi; Ascomycota; Sordariomycetes; Hypocreales; Clavicipitaceae
Exons: 6
Coding region: 1-1602 (533 amino acids)
Biological process (GO): amino acid transmembrane transport
Cellular component (GO): membrane
Molecular function (GO): amino acid transmembrane transporter activity
Source: RefSeq, a predicted model, not a curated record